AUGGUAGUUAGGGUGAUGAUGUGGUGGCGGUGAUAGAUGGGUGGUGGUCAUGGUGUUUGACAUGGAUGAAGGGGGUGAGUUGGGAGAAGAGGGAUUAAAGAAAAAAAAAAUAAUAUAGUGUAUUAUUUUCAGAAUACGUAAAGAUAGGAUUAUUUGGAGAAGAUGAGCCAAAUGUAGGAUUAUUAGUUUUAAUUUUUCCUUUUUAUGUCGACUCGGUAAUGUUUGCAGUAGAAUCAAUUCACCGAACCCAAAAAAAAAGUGGUACAACCAACCAAAGCCUCCAUCCAGCGAAGAAAAGAAGACUCACUGUCGACUUCGUGCAAAAUAUCAUUCGCUCUUUUACUCUUUAUUUACACUUUCUCUCUCCUCUUUCCUUCUUUACUCCAUUGCUCUCUGUGAAACUGUGAUUUUACGCACAGAAUUUCCAGAGAUUAUUAAUUUCACAAAAUCGAGAUCGAUCAAUCAAAUUCUUGAUUCAAUCAAUUCAUUUAUUAUUUCCGACAUUUCCCUUGAUUGAUUUCAUUCCUUUGUCACAGAUCUACAGAGUUAACUCUUAAUUACUACUCGUAUUGCAGUUUGCACUUCACAAUUUUUAAGAGAUGUUGUGGUAAAGCAUAAGGACUUGCUUCUGUACUAGAAAUGGUGUGUAUCGUAUAACUAAAGUCAAAGACUGAGCAUUUUGUUUUGUUCAAGAAUUAAGAAGAAAUGGCUCCAAGUUCCAAGGCAGAGAAGAAAGCAGCUGUUGAUGCAUCUGCUUGGAUGUUCAAUGUUGUCACAUCAGUGGGAAUUAUUAUUGUCAAUAAAGCUCUGAUGGCCACAUAUGGGUUUAGUUUUGCUACUACAUUGACGGGAUUGCACUUUACUGCCACAACUAUAAUGACACUUGUUCUCAGAUGGCUUGGAUAUAUUCAACCCUCUCAUUUGCCACUGCCAGAUCUGCUGAGAUUUGUUUUAUUUGCUAACUUUUCCAUUGUGGGCAUGAAUGUUAGUCUUAUGUGGAACUCAGUAGGAUUUUAUCAGAUUGCUAAAUUGAGUAUGAUUCCUGUAUCCUGCUUGUUGGAGAUUGUGCUCGAUAAAGUUCGAUACUCCAGAGAUACGAAGCUCAGCAUAGGACUUGUUCUUGUAGGUGUUGGUGUAUGCACAGUUACUGAUGUCAGUGUAAAUACCAAAGGUUUUAUUGCUGCUUUGGUUGCAGUUUGGAGCACUUCUCUGCAGCAAUAUUAUGUACAUCAUCUUCAAAAGAAGUAUUCGCUGAGUUCUUUCAAUCUGCUUGGUCAUACUGCACCAGUACAGGCUGGAUCCCUGCUUUUACUGGGUCCAUUCGUUGACUAUUGGUUAACAAAUAAGAGAAUUGAUGCUUUCAACUACACUUUACCAUCUGUGAUCUUUAUAACUCUGUCAUGCACAAUUGCUAUUGGUACAAACCUUAGCCAGUUUAUCUGCAUCGGCAGAUUCACAGCUGUAUCUUUUCAAGUUCUCGGCCACAUGAAGACAAUCCUUGUCUUGAUUCUUGGCUUCAUCUUCUUUGGAAAAGAGGGUCUGAAUUUACAUGUGGUUGUGGGUAUGAUCAUAGCUGUAGCAGGAAUGAUCUGGUAUGGCAAUGCCUCCUCAAAACCUGGUGGUAAAGAACGUCGAAGUCUUUCGUUGCCUAAGCAGCAAAAGAGUGGAACCGAUUCUACAGAACUUGAUGGAAAGGUCUAACCAUUUUUUCCCUUUUACCCACCCACACUCACAGUGGAACAAUUACAUGAGACGAACUUCAGGGAUUCUUAAUGAUAUACUUCGUAUAUGAUAUGAGAUGUAGAUUUCAAGUAGAACUUAAAUUGCCCUGUGAUUAGAUUUUUCUUAGCAGAUUUACACCCUUUGUUUUAUUUUUGCUUUUGUAGUUUCAUUAUCACAUAUUUAAAUGAUUUUAUUUUGAAUUACGGUGUCAGAUUUAAGAGAACAGAUUAAUUGAUUGUUUUCGUAAUU
Messenger RNA from Chenopodium quinoa (quinoa), 1971 nucleotides. Its product is annotated as UDP-rhamnose/UDP-galactose transporter 6-like. The coding region runs from base 706 to 1701 and encodes 331 amino acids. The record is from RefSeq and is a predicted model, not a curated record. The transcript has 6 exons. Gene Ontology annotation, cellular component: Golgi apparatus. Gene Ontology annotation, molecular function: UDP-galactose transmembrane transporter activity; antiporter activity. NCBI's taxonomy places the organism in Eukaryota, Viridiplantae, Streptophyta, Magnoliopsida, Caryophyllales, Amaranthaceae.